Asterias rubens (European starfish) is the source of this 1292-nucleotide messenger RNA. RefSeq names its product phospholipid scramblase 1-like. Gene Ontology annotation, biological process: plasma membrane phospholipid scrambling. The coding region runs from base 244 to 1017 and encodes 257 amino acids. The transcript is spliced from 8 exons. Gene Ontology annotation, molecular function: phospholipid scramblase activity. The record is from RefSeq and is a predicted model, not a curated record. Gene Ontology annotation, cellular component: plasma membrane. NCBI's taxonomy places the organism in Eukaryota, Metazoa, Echinodermata, Asteroidea, Forcipulatida, Asteriidae.
AUUGUGUGAAUGGCAUCGGGUUUUAACGUUGAUUGCGUCGCUCUGUGCAUUUUGGUUGACUACGCUCAGUCGAAUUUAGGAUUUGUAAUAAGAGUAGGUCGAGUGUGAAUUUACUGUUGAAUUUACUGUCGAAGUUUGUUUCGUACUGCGUGCUGGUGUGUGUAAAGUCAAUCAAAACGUGACUGGAUUAUUAUAGCAACAAUACAUAAACUUGUGAAUAAAGUUUAAAAGUCGGAGAUCGCCAUGGCUGAUGCAUCACAGGUUCAAGUCAAGCAACCGGGUUCAACCGGUCCGAGCGGCCAGCAAUGGAUGCCCAUACCACAAGGGAUCCAGGGUGUGCCUCGAGGAUUGGAAUACCUGACUCAGAUAGAUCAAGUACUGAUGCACCAACAGAUUGAGCUGUUUGAAGCGCUAACGAACAUCGAGACGAAGAAUCGAUAUGCCCUCAAGAACUCGCUCGGUCAGCAAGUGUACUUCGCCUUUGAAGAGUCGGACUUCUGUGAAAGAAUAUGCUGCGGUCAGUUCCGAAGCUUCGUCAUGCACAUUGUGGACAACGCUAACCAGGAAGUGAUCCGCUUGGUUCGUCCAUUCCAGUGUUGCGCUGGAUGUUGCUGGUGUGCUGACAAGGAUAUCUGCAGCUACAGAAUCUCAGUUGAGUCACCCCCUGGAACGGUGAUUGGCACCAUCCGGCAGAGAGGGAGCAAGUGGAAGCCGAUGUACGAGAUCUGCGAUGUGAAUGAUCAGCCAACUCUGAAGAUCCGAGGGCCAUGCUGUGCUUGUCAGAUGAUCUGCUGUACUGGUGAUGUAGACUUCCAGAUAAUGGGAAUGGAUGGAGUGACCGAAGUGGGGAAGAUCAGCAAACAGUGGGGUGGUUUCUUCCGUGAGGUUAUCACCCAAGCUGACAACUUCAGCUGCACCUUCCCGAUGGACUUGGACGUGAAAAUGAAGGCAAACAUCAUCGGAGCAACUUUCUUGAUUGAUUACAUGUUCUUUGAGAACAAGGAUAAUAAUAGUUAGUUUUGGACACCUAUGAACAUGAAUGGAUCGCAGAAUUGAAGAGAACCUUAUCAGCACAGGCCAAAUAUAACACUCACAAUGUAGCAAUUUUACAGUUAUCGCUAAUGAAUUUCUGUAUGUAAGAUUUGCACUAUGUCUAAUCAGAAUAGUCAUGUUUCUGACAAUAAUUAUAAUGAUAGCAACGGCCGAGGCAUAAAAGUCCAGGGGUGGAUUUCACAAAGAGUUAGGACUAGUCUUAUCUCGAGUGAGGACCAGUUACUCGUCCUAACUUGGGA